Messenger RNA from Candoia aspera, 1505 nucleotides. RefSeq names its product mitochondrial amidoxime reducing component 2-like. Gene Ontology annotation, biological process: nitrate metabolic process. Gene Ontology annotation, cellular component: mitochondrial inner membrane. The transcript is spliced from 7 exons. Lineage: Eukaryota; Metazoa; Chordata; Lepidosauria; Squamata; Candoiidae. Bases 147 to 1154 code for a protein of 335 amino acids. The record is from RefSeq and is a predicted model, not a curated record. Gene Ontology annotation, molecular function: pyridoxal phosphate binding; molybdenum ion binding; molybdopterin cofactor binding.
CGCGAAACGGCUUGGGGAAUGAACUGAAGCGAGCCCCACCUUUCCCGCCCUUCACUGCUGUUAGGAAGGUCAACGGCCUCGCUGCAAAAGCCACCGACUGAGCCACCUCCAGCAAGCGGGCUCGUUUCUCCCCCGUGGACGCCACCAUGGCCGACUCCGCUGGCGUUUUCCUUUUCUCGGAGCUGCCCCUGCCUCAGGCACUGCUCGUCUGGCUUUGCACCGCCGCCACUCUCCUCUCCGGGGUCGCGGCGGUCUGGCUUUGGCAGCGGGGUCGUCGAAGCCGCCGGCUGCGGCUGCAACAGGUGGGGACGGUGGCUGGUCUCUUCAUCUACCCGGUCAAGUCCUGCCAGGGGGUGGCUGUGAAGCGAGCCGAGAUGACCACGCUGGGCCUUCGGAGCGGGAAGCUGCGGGACCGGUGUUGGACUGUGAUAAAAGAAGAUGGUCAUAUGGUAUCUGCUAAGAACAUCCCUCGCAUGGUUCUAAUUACUGUAUCCUGUGAAGAUGACUAUUUAAUCCUGAAUGCCCCAGGAAUGAAGACACUUCAAAUUCCUGUUGAACUCCCAAGAACAAAUUCAGUCUGGAAUUGCACACGAUAUGGAGUCCAAGGUCAAGGCAGGGACUGUGGAGAUGAAGCAGCUGAAUGGAUCACUGCUUUCCUGAACAUACAGCCUUAUAGGUUGGUCCAUUAUGAAGAAAAUAUGGUGACAAGGAAGCCGGGAGAUUUCCUGCCUGCUUUUCUACCAACAGAUGAGGUUGCCUAUGCUGAGGGCAGUCCAACCUUGCUGAUUUCUGAAGCUUCCUUGGAUGAUCUAAAUACAAGGCUAGAAAAGAAAGUUUCAGUAACAGUCUUCCGGCCCAAUAUUCUGGUUAAAGGCUGUAGUCCUUAUGAAGAAGAUACUUGGCAGGAUAUAUUCAUUGGAACUGUUAAGUUGAAGGGAAAAAUGUCUUGUCCAAGGUGCAUUUUCACAGCAGUGGAUCCAGAUACUGGGAUCAUGGAUGAAAAGGAAGUCCUGACAGCCCUGAAAAGUUAUCGCAAGUGUGAUCCUUCUGAACAACAUGACUUUAAGUCUAAUCCUCCCUUUGGAUGGCUAUAUGGAGUUGAAGAAACAGGAAUACUUGAAGUUGGGGCUCCUGUGUACAAGAUAAUCUCAUGAUGGGAGGCACCUGUGCAGUGCAGUGUAAUUUCUCUGUAUAUGGAUUCUGUAUACAUUUUGUUAAGAUCAUUUUUCUUUUCUUUCUAGUUAAUUGGAUAUUUAGUUCGCUAAUUCCACUGCAGUCAAUAACAUGUGGUCACUAAGAGUUGACACCAGCUUGAUGGCACAUCAUCAUUGUCAUCAUCAUCACAAUUGAAACAUACAGAUAUGUCCCUUUAUUACUUUAAGCAAAAUUUGGAUGAAGGGAUGAAGGGAAAAUUUGGAUGAAUAAAUAAAUGUUAUUAUAUAUAUUAAUAAUUAAUUAAUAUAAUUAAUAUAAUAUAUUAUAUAGAUAGAAUAAUUAAUAUUAUA